Balaenoptera ricei (Rice's whale) is the source of this 4718-nucleotide messenger RNA. It is a transcript of the gene ZNF830, whose product is annotated as zinc finger protein 830. Gene Ontology annotation, cellular component: nucleus; spliceosomal complex. Gene Ontology annotation, biological process: nuclear DNA replication; mitotic DNA damage checkpoint signaling; mitotic DNA replication checkpoint signaling. The record is from RefSeq and is a predicted model, not a curated record. NCBI's taxonomy places the organism in Eukaryota, Metazoa, Chordata, Mammalia, Artiodactyla, Balaenopteridae. The transcript has a single exon. Gene Ontology annotation, molecular function: nucleic acid binding; zinc ion binding. Bases 29 to 1168 code for a protein of 379 amino acids.
CAGAAUCGCUUCGGGUCCGGUCGCAAAGAUGGCGUCCUCCGCCUCCGCUCGGCCUGAGGCGGGGAAGCGAGUGGUUAAUCAGGACGAACUGCGGCGGUUGAUGAAGGAGAAGCAGCGUCUGAGCACCAACCGCAAACGGAUAGAAUCUCCAUUCGCGAAGUACAACCGCUUGGGUCAGCUGAGUUGUGCCCUGUGUAACACCGCGGUUAAGAGCGAGCUCCUGUGGCAGACUCACGUCCUGGGAAAGCAGCACCGAGAGAAAGUGGCCGAGCUGAAAGGCGUGAAGGAAGCCGCCCAGGGACCGUCCGCCAGCGCAGUUCCUCAGUCCGCCAGCGCAGUGCCUCAGUCCACCAAGAGGAAGGCGCCGGACGCAGAGAGCCAAGAUGCCAAAAGAGCGAAGGCCUCCCUGGUGUCUCAAGUACAGCCCUCCACUUCCGCUUUGCCCACCAACGUUGACAAAGCCGGAAAGGAGUCCACUAGGGCGACCCUCAGUAAGGCUUCGGGACUCGGUUUACUCCCUGAUUAUGAAGAUGAGGAAGAGGAGGAGGAGAAAGAGGAGGGAGGAGGAGAAGGGAAAAGAGGGGAUGUCUGUAAGCAUCCGGCCAACGCGCAGGGCAAGGAACACUCACUUUCCUCCGCGCGGGAGGCAACCGGUAGUAGGCUGCCAAACGAUUUCUCGGACACAAAUCCUCCCAAGGCCCCUUUAAUUCCUCAUUCAGGGUCAAUUGAGAAAGCAGAAAUACAUGAAAAAGUGGUGGAAAGGAGAGAAAACACCGCGGAAGCAUUACCGGAAGGGUUUUUUGACGACCCUGAGAUAGAUGCGAGGGUACGAAAGGUCGAUGCCCCAAAGGAUCAGAUGGACAAAGAAUGGGACGAAUUUCAAAAAGCCAUGAGACAGGUCAACACUAUUUCCGAAGCCAUAGUUGCCGAAGAGGAUGAGGAGGGACGGUUGGACCGGCAGAUUGGGGAGAUCGAUGAGCAGAUAGAGUGUUACCGUCGGGUGGAAAAGCUGCGGAAUCGCCAGGAUGAGAUAAAAAAUAAGCUUAAAGAGGUUCUGACCAUAAAAGAACUGCAGAAAAAGGAAGAGGAGAAUGUUGACAGCGAUGAUGAGGUAGAACUACAGGAUUUGUUGUCUCAGGAUUGGAGGGUGAAAGGGACUUUGUUAUAGAGUUUCAAAGACCCAAGAGUUCUACAUCCUCUACGACUGUAUAAAAAGUGCCGCCUCUCAAUACGAUAUCGUUUACUCCAUGCCUGGAGAUUUGGUAACUUGACUGGGUUGUCGAGAUACAAUGAGCCUGUGACGAUACCGCUUUGGAAAAUUGGUGUAAAAUAUUUUUGAGGUAAAGGUGUUUUUGAAGUUUUCGAAGUAUUACACUCAAAUGCCCACUUUUUCACACACUUAUAGAUCUAAAGUUUGAGUUGUAGAAGCUGUAAGCUGUAAAUAUUGUACAUAUUAAAUAUAUAUUUACUUAAGAAUUAUAUUUUGAAAUUUAUAAGUUAAUAGAAGUCAGACCAACAGACAAGCUUUUAGAUGAAAACCAAGUGUGGCAUUUAGAAUGUAUAUGGCUUUUUCUUUUCUGACUCCCUAAAUCAAACUCAAGAGGGUUGUGGCCGGGCGGGGGGUUGUUUUGUUGUUGUUUUUAAGAACACUACUCAUAAACAUAUAAGUCAUUCAGGGCUAAUCAGGUCUCUGUUUCAAAACGGUGUUCCAGGAGAAUAUGGUGAAAAAUAUAUGCCAAGUAUGACCAACCUCCUUAAUCCAAAGUUUCUCUUGAUUAAACCGGUGGUUCUUGGAUGUAGGUACACAGGAAGAUCUCAUACAAAGAUUUUUUUAAAGUGUUUGUGGAUCAUCUAGGAAGCCUUUUAAAAAAUUCAUGUGCCCGUGCCCUACCAUUGGAGAGAUUCAGUAAAUCUGGAGUGGGGCUCAGACACCUGUAGUAGUUUUGAUGGCUUCCCAGGUUAUUCUGUGGGAAUGCCCUGGUGGUCCAGUGGUUGGGACUCCGCGCUUCCAUUGCAGGUGGCACGGGUUCUACCCCUGGUCGAACUAAGAUUCCCGCAAGCCACGAGGCGCGGCCAAAAAAAGAAAGCUUCCCAGGUUAUUCUAGUAAGGCCAAAAUUGGAGCACCACUGCCCUAAAUCCAGAACCUAUUUAUAUUUUUCCAGGCUUUGUUUUUUCUUUAAAUGACACAUUCCGUAAGUUUACUGUCUAUUGCAUAAAAGAAAUGCUACCUUUUAUUUAUAUCCUAUCUAAUCUUAAAUUUUAUUGUUACAUAUUAUAAAUUAGGGGUCAGAGUUAACAGGUUCUAUCAAUUGUAGGAAGGAGGUAUAAGUUGUUUCUCCAGCAGUAACAAUUAGCCUGUGCUGAUCAUCAAUAAUUUAAAUCAAUCCUUCUCCCUUUGGAGAUAGAGGUAUUCAAAUAGGAAAAAGGAAUUAGCAGUGUUCCGGGGAUAGAAAUGCAUACAGCACAUUCAAAUAAAAGUGAGUAGUAAUAAUAAUAACUAAGACUUUCUUAUAAGCCAGGCAGAGUUCUAAGUGCUUUACAUAAGCUCAGUCUAGUUUCCCUAAAGCCCAGGUUUUAAGCCCAGGGAUAAGGUAUAAAAAAGCCUUGAGUAUUGAACAAAAGAAUUCUUCCUGUAGGCAAUGUGGGCAAAAUGGAAGUUUUUGAGCAGAGAGUCAUAUCUGCAAGAAAUAUUAUGGAAGAUUAUUUCAGUUGCAGUAUAUAGAACGGAAUGAACAUGGGUAGGGGCUAGGAAGCUGGGAGACUACUUGGAAACUAGAUUUUAAAAGCAAGGCAGCUAAGACUGUAAUUAGGUAUGUAUUGAGAGAAAAGUAAUAGUAUUGAAAGAAUUUAACAGAAAGGGCUAACACUGACUAGAAGUGAAGAAAAACAGAUAUAUAGGUGGAAUUCAGGGGUUUUGGGUUUUUCUAGUGUGGGUGCCUAAAGGAAGUUAUCUAACACUUAUGGAGCAUAUUAAUUGUCCUGAGGCCUUUGGCAGAAAGGCUUUGCUUUCCUGAGCUGUCCAGUGGAUCUGUGAUAGCAACUUCAGUUUGAUAAUGUAAAAGGCAUGUCUGCAUCAAAUGUAUGAACCCACACUUAGAGUUUUCUGUCGUUUAUCAUCUUAUUAUUUCAGGAUGUGAGAAAGUACAAGGGGGGUCUUGAAUGGUGGGCCAACUUCUAUAUGGGCCUAAGAGGCUAAGCUAAUGAUCUAGAGGAGCACUGUAUAUUAAAAAUAUAAUUCAAACCACAUACAUAUAUUAAAUUUUCUAGUAGCCACAUGAAAAAGUAAAAAGAAUGUGAAAUUAGUUUUAUUUAAUCCAAUAUAUCCAAAAUAUUCCGUUAAAUUUCAAUAUGUAAUCAAUAUCUAAGUAUUAUUAAUGAAAUAUUUUACAUUUUGGGCGUUCCUGUAGAAAUGUAUUUUGAAAUCUGGGUGUAUCUAAUAGCACAUCUCAAUUUGGACUGGCCGUAUUUCAAGUACUCACUAGCCAUAUGUGACUAACAGCUACCAUAAAGGACAGCGCUGGUUUAAAGAGAAAGGUAUCAGGACUUCUCUGGUGGUCCAGUGGUUAAGACUCCACGCUCCCGAUGCAGGGGACAUGGGUUCGAUCCCUGGUCGAGGAACUAAAAUCCCGCAUGCUGCACGACACAGCCAAAAAAAUAAAGAGAAAGGUAUCCAGGUGGAAAAAUACAACAUGCUCAGGAGGUAGUGAGCAGCCCAGUUUAACUGGAGCAGAGUGUUUAUUCCUGACAACAGUGGGAGUUAUCACUGAAAAGGCAGGUUACAAACCAUUGUGGAGGGCCUUGAAUGCCAUGCUGUAAGGGGUCGGAACUUUCACUAAGUUAAGAGUUGAGUACCUUGAGGUUGUUGAGUCCUUUACUGUAACACAGUUAAAGGAUGAGCUUAAGGAACGCCAGGCAUAUAAACCCCCAGUGGGUUUUUAGGAGGACCCAAAAGCUCUCAAAAUCUCCCAAUGCUCUGUAUCCCAGAGCAUGAGUGAUGGGUCCCUGAUCAAAAUCAAGUGAAUCCUUGUUGUAUCUGAGAUUGAUGUAGAUAAUUACACUGGUUGUUGAAUCCUUCUUGUUCCUCCAUGCCUUAGAGAGCUCCUUUGUACCUCUUAGAGCUGUGGGAAAUAGGUUUUGGCAUUAGACUGCGAGUACCACCAAUGUUUCCAAAUUGUAAGAAGUGGUCCCAGGGAUUUCUUCCUGUCACUUGUUCUCUUUUUAGAGACCACCCCCCCCCCAAUUCAGCCAACAUUUACAGGCAUACCUCAAAGAUAUUGCAGGUUCCAUUCCAGACCACCACAAUAAAGUGAAUAUCGCAAUAAAGCAAGCCACACAAAUUUUUUGGUUUCCCAGUGCAUAAAAAACUUAUGUUUACACUAUACUGUUGUCUAUUAAGUGUGUAAUAGCAUUAUGUCUUGAAAAAAGUACAUACCUUAAUUUAAAAAUUCUUGUAUAGAAAAUGCUAACCAUCAUCUGAGCCUUCAGUGAUCACAGUAGUAACGUCAAAGAUCACUGAUCAUAGAUGACCAUAACAAAUAAUAGGGGAAAAGUUUGAAAUAUUGUGAAAAUUAUAAAAAUGUGACAGAGACACGAAGUGAACAAAUGCUGUUGGAAAAAUGGCACCAAUAGACUAGCUCAAUGCAGAGUUGCCACAAACCUUCAGUUUGUAAAAACAAAUGUAGCACUAUGAAGUACAAUAAAAUGAGGUAUGCCUGUG